Rhipicephalus microplus (southern cattle tick) is the source of this 1152-nucleotide messenger RNA. RefSeq lists its product as uncharacterized. Lineage: Eukaryota; Metazoa; Arthropoda; Arachnida; Ixodida; Ixodidae. The record is from RefSeq and is a predicted model, not a curated record.
GGUGACGACAGUUGAGUACGCGCAAUAUCGCCCUUUUAAAACCGUUUCCAACGUCCGGGUUGUAGUUUAGCCGCGUUAGCACGGUUUAAGUUCGCUAAUUUACAAGCUGGAGUAGGAUUAUAUAUCUGGGUCACGUACAUAGAUGGCCCAGAUUGGUGUUGAGGCAACCUCUACGGAACUCGUGCUUCCACUCGUGUCGAUAAUUUGACAGUUCGGGACCGAAACUACUCUAAAGUCGGAUCGAAGGCGGAGAGAAGCUACUUGCGAAUGCUUCCGCAACUUUUGACCCUUAAGCGUCUCUCUCCAAAUUCUGGUGACAAGUCGUUGGAUACUUAAAUCUUUACUUGCAUAGAGGAACACUCCUUCUUCUCACCGAGCGCGGCAGUGGUCGAUAAACAUUAUUACGCAAACUCGAGGUGCUCGCACAGCUGUUUUCUGUUUCUCAAGAAAAGAAGAAAUAUGGCGUCGUCGCGCCGUUGAAGUUUCUUCCGUUUCAUUGGAGCGAGAGAACCCCGUGAAAGGCGACCGUUUCAACGACGCUUCUGGUCAUCAACUCGGCCGCUCCGAGCAAUGGGAGCCCUGUACCCGGGAGACUGCCUGGAGGACGACUUCGAGCCGUGGUUGGACGAGACGAGCCCCUGGAUCGACCGGGUGUACGGGCUCAGCGGCGACGACGCCUCCGGGACGGACGCCGACAUCACGCACUACCUGACGGACGACGAACUGUACCGUACGCUGGCGUUCCCCGCCGACUACGACUGGUCGACCACGGUGAUCUUCAAGUUCGACGUCGGCUGUCCCGAGAUAUGGCCCAAGCUGUGCAGGUUCAUCGAUCUCUGCCCCGAAGUCAAGUUCGGCGGCUGGGCCCGCACCAAGGUGUCCUACGUGCACCUGAUCAAGACGUGGACUGUCGACGAGGCGGACUUUUUGAUCGGUAAACGGGAGGUCGACAUCGAAGGAAUUCACUGCCGUAUUCUUCCCGUCAGGGUUGUGCCGGUCUGAGGCGCGCUUGUGCGCGUGGCAGCGCGCUAUCAUACGCUCAUAAGUACUUCUUUGUUCGGUUCCGUUUUUGUCUCGUUCUGUUUUGUGACCUGUGCGGGUGUUCAUGCAUGGGCGUCAGAGUGAUUGUAAUUAAAAACCUGCCAUCGAGUA